Messenger RNA from Benincasa hispida (wax gourd), 1734 nucleotides. Lineage: Eukaryota; Viridiplantae; Streptophyta; Magnoliopsida; Cucurbitales; Cucurbitaceae. The record is from RefSeq and is a predicted model, not a curated record.
AUCUAGACACGCCGAACUGACCUGCGACUGGGAGUAGCGUCGGACCACAAGCGGACGUUGGCAGACAGAGCGAACGACUGACGGAUGAUGGCCUCUGGUCUCGAUAGUGAGCGGUUGUAGAUAUCCGACAAGCUGGUGAGAACAGUAGCUUCAGGCGGAGAACGAUGGGACUUGUGAACGGCAGACUGCUAGGCUACUCAAAGAAGACGACACAAUUGGAGUCGCCGGCAAGGCUAGAGCUGGGGCAGCGCACGAAGAAUAACUCACAGAGGAAAAUGAAAGGAUAACAAAGAGUUUAAAGGGAGAUCAAAAGAAGAAUAACAAAAGAUGGCAUUUCUAAUGGAUGUUGCAGUAGGCAUUGUAACAGAAAUAGGAAAGUAUGUGUUUAAACCAAUUGGACAUCAACUUGGUUACGUUGUUUUCUACAACAGAAACAAGAAAGAGCUUGAAGAGCAACUUGAAAGUCUUGAGACAAUGAAAAGGAAUGUGGAUCAAAGGGUUGAAGAGGCAAGAAGCAAGGCAUAUACAAUCUCUGAGGAAGUCACAAAGUGGUUGAGCGAUGUGGAUAACGAAAAGGCAAAAUAUGAUGAACUAUCCAAUUCCAGCCCACAUUGCUUCAACAUUGUCCAACGACACCAUCUAAGUUGAAAGAGAAAGAAGAUGGUGAAUAAUAUCCUUGAACUCAUAAACAGAAGAAAGAACUUUGUGGAAGUUGGUUGUCCUGCACCUUUACCAGAUACUAAGAAUACAAUCCUUCCCGAAGGCUAUCAAGUUUUAGGAUCAAAGAAGUCAUUGGCGGAACAAAUUAAGGGUGCACUUGAAAAGCCCGAGGUCAAUAAGGUUGGGGUAUAUGGUAUGGGAGGUGUUGAAAAAACCUGUUUGCUCAACGAAGUUAAGAAAUUGGUGUUAGAAAACAAAUUAUUUGAUCGAGUGAUUGAUGUUGUUGUAGGCCAAUCUAAUGAUAUAAUGCAGAUGCAACAACAAAUUGGAGAUAUCCUGAAUAAAGAAAUGCCGAAGAGUAAGGAGGGAAGAGCAUCCUUUCUACGAAAUAUGUUGGUGGAAAUGAAAGGUAAUAUCCUCAUUGUAUUUGAUGAUUUGUGGAAGGAAUAUGAUCUUAUAAAAGAGGUUGGAAUUCCAUUAAGUAAAGAAGGAUGUAAGGUACUUAUCACAAGUCGAGAUGAAAAUAUUUUAACCAAUAACAUGAUCAAUGGAAAUGAUUGUUUUGAGGUGACUUGUCUGAACAAAAAAGUGUCUUGGACGUUUUUCAAAACAAUAAUUGAUUAUCAGUUUAAUACAGUUGAUAUGGAAAUUGUUGCAAAAGAGGUGGUAAGAGAAUGUGGAGGAUUACCACUUGCACUUGAUACCAUUGCAAAAGCAUUGAAAGAGAAACCAAUAGAUUGUUGGAAGGAUGCUUUAACUAAAUUGAAAAAUUCCAUUCCAAUGAAUAUUAAAGGUGUGACUGAUAAAGUCUAUGCUUCACUUAAAUUGAGUUAUGAUUAUUUGGAUGGAGAAGAAGCCAAGUUACUGUUUCUAAUUUGCAGUGUAUUUCCAGAUGAUUAUUACAUUUCUACCAAAGAUUUGCAAGUAUAUGCAAUGGGUAUGAGAUUGUUGAAAGGGAUAAAUACUUGGGGCGACGCAAGAAACAGUAUAAUUAAAUUGCUUGACCAUCUUACAUCUUCUUCUUUACUUCAACUCUAAAAGUACAUGUAUCCAAGGGAUGACAGAUAUGUUAAA